AUGUUACCUGCAGAUACACAAGUCAAUCCAAAAGAACAUGGCCUGAAACAGCUUAUGGAAAUGAGUCUACAAAAUGGUAGAGACCUAGAUAUGGAGCAAGAGAUGGCUCGCGAAAGCCGACCUACUGAAACACUUGUGCUUGUCCCCAUCGAGAUAGAUGACUCAACAGGGUUGACAGAGGUUAUGGUACAACAUGCGCCAGCCGAAACAAGCAAAGAAAAAGAAGUCGCGAAGGAAACUGAGUCAAAGCAAGAGAAGGCAACAGAAAUAAUGACAGAGCAUGUUCAAAAUCAAACCACAUUAAAGAAGUGGCCUCCAGCACCUUUCCCCCAAAGAUUGGCCAAAUUUCAAAAAGAUAAGCAAUAUAAGAAAUUCUUGGAGAUGUUAAAGCAAAUUCAGGUAAACAUCCCAUUGAUUGAUUCCUUAAAGGAAAUGCUUGGUUAUGCAAAAAUGCUGAAGGACUUAAUGUCUCGUAAGUUCGACUUUCAAGACUUGGCCAUAGUUACACUAACUCAGACAUGUAGAGCUGUUGUGACAAGACCCAUAGCUGAGAAUUUAUUUGAUCUAGGGAGUUUCACAAUCCCAUGCACAAUAGGCAACUAUGUGUUUCCUAAGGUGCUCUGUGAUUUGGGGCUAGCCGACCGGAUAGUGAAGAGGCCCUCUGGUAUCCUUGAUGAUGUAUUAGUACAUGUGGGGAAGUUUGUUUUUCCAUCAGAUUUUGUCAUUUUAGACUGCCGGGUUGACGAGGAGAUUUCCAUAAUUUUGGGAAGGCCAUUCUUGGCCACUAGGAGAGCCCUAAUUGACUGUGAAACUGGAGAGCUAAAGAUGAGAUUAAACGAUGAAGAGAUAACAUUUAAUGUGCAAAAAUCUAUGCGGCGACCCAGUGAGUUUGCUAACUACUCUCUGAUAGAAGUUGUGGAUGUGAUCUUGGAGGAGGAAGAUGAGACUCUGAAUGCAAAAGACCCUCUAGCAGCAUGCCUCGUGAACUUAGAAGAAAUGAAUGGUGAAAACUUGGCAGAGUGGGUUUUGGCCCUUGAAGGGUAA
Messenger RNA from Nicotiana tabacum (common tobacco), 1044 nucleotides. Lineage: Eukaryota; Viridiplantae; Streptophyta; Magnoliopsida; Solanales; Solanaceae. The record is from RefSeq and is a predicted model, not a curated record.